AUGCAGCAAAAGAAGCUACACUCGCUCAUGGCAGUAUACAGUGAGGAUGAGGAUGAUGACCUUCAGUAUGCUGAUCAUGAUUAUGAAGUUCCACAGCAAAAAGGAUUGAAGAAACUCUGGAACAGAGUAAAAUGGACAAGAGAUGAGGAUGAUAAGUUAAAGAAGUUAGUUGAACAGCAUGGAACUGAUGAUUGGACUCUAAUUGCUAGUCAGCUUCAAAAUCGUUCUGAUUUUCAGUGCCAGCAUCGAUGGCAAAAAGUUUUAAAUCCAGAAUUGAUAAAGGGUCCCUGGACUAAAGAAGAGGAUCAGAGGGUUAUUGAAUUAGUACAGAAGUAUGGACCAAAAAGAUGGUCUUUAAUUGCAAAGCAUUUAAAAGGGAGAAUAGGCAAGCAGUGUAGAGAAAGGUGGCAUAAUCAUCUGAAUCCUGAGGUGAAGAAAUCUUCCUGGACAGAAGAGGAGGACAGGAUCAUCUAUGAAGCACACAAGCGGUUGGGAAAUCGUUGGGCAGAAAUUGCUAAACUUCUUCCUGGAAGGACUGAUAAUUCUAUCAAAAACCAUUGGAAUUCUACUAUGAGAAGAAAAGUGGAACAGGAAGGCUACUUACAAGAUGGAAUGAAAUCGGAACGAGUUUCAUCAAAACUUCAACACAAACCUUGUGCGACUAUGGAUCAUUUGCAAACCCAGAAUCAAUUUUACAUACCUGUUCAGAUCCCAGGUUAUCAAUAUAUGUCACCUGAAGGCAGUUGUGUAGAACAUGUUCAGACUUCUUCUACCUUUCUUCAGCAACCAUUUGUUGAUGAAGAUCCUGAUAAGGAAAAGAAAAUAAAGGAACUUGAGUUACUUCUUAUGUCAGCUGAGAAUGAAGUUAGAAAAAAGCGACUUCCAUCGCAGACUGGAAGCUUUUCUAGCUGGUCUGGUAGUUUCCUUAUGGAUGACAGCGUUUCUAAUCCUCUCAACACCCUUGAGGAACACACAAGUGAAUUUUACAGCAUGGAUGAAAAUCAAACUGUGUCUGCUCAGCAGAAUUCACCCACAAAGUUCCUGGCUAUAGAGGCAAAUGCUGUGCUGUCAUCUCUACAGACCAUUCCUGAAUUUGCAGAGACUCUAGAACUUAUUGAAUCUGACCCUGUAGCAUGGAGUGAUGUAACCAGUUUUGAUCUUUCUGAUGCUGCUGCGUCUCCUGUCAAGUCUACCCCAGUUAAGCUAAUGCGGAUUCAGCAUAAUGAAGGACCUAUGGAAUGCCAGUUUAACGUCAGCCUUGUGCUUGAAGGGAAGAAAAAUAGUUGUAAUGGUGGAGACAGUGAGGCUGUACCUCUAACAUCUCCAAAUGCAGCCAAGUUUCGCACACCACCAACCAUCCUCAGAAAGAAGAAGAAAAUGCGCGUGGGUCAUUCCCCAGGAAGCGGACUUGGUGACAGCGCUUUCAAUGAUGGUGGUCAUAUAGCACUAAAACAUACACCAGUGAAAACACUACCAUUUUCCCCUUCACAGUUUUUUAACACAUGUCCUGGAAAUGAACAACUUAAUAUGGAAAACCCUUCAUUUACAUCAACCCCUAUUUGUGGGCAAAAAGUUCUCAUUACAACUCCUCUUCACAAGGAAGCGACCCCCAAAGAUCAAAAGGAAAAUGUAGGGUUUAGAACACCUACUAUUAGAAGAUCUAUAUUGGGUACCACACCGAGAACUCCUACUCCAUUUAAGAAUGCGCUUGCUGCUCAGGAGAAAAAAUAUGGACCUCUUAAAAUUGUGUCACAGCCACUUGCCUUCUUGGAAGAAGAUAUCCGGGAAGUGUUAAAAGAAGAAACUGGAACAGACAUAUUCCUGAAACAGGAAGACGAACCUGCUUAUAAAAGCUGCAAGCAAGAGCGCACUGCUUCUGUGAAGAAAGUCAGAAAAUCACUAGUUUUAGACCAUUGGGAUAAAGAAGAACCAGAUACUCAGCUCUUAACUGAGGACACUUCAGACAUGCAGUCAGAAAAUAUAUUUACAACAUCUUUAUUAAUGAUACCAUUAUUGGAAAUACAUGACAAUAGGUGCAACUUGACUCCUGAAAAACAAGAUAUAAAUUCAACCAACAAAACAUGUACACUUACUAAAAAGAAACCAAACCCUACCACUUCUAAAGUGGUCAAAUUGGAAAAGAAUCUUCAGUCAAAUUGUGAAUGGGAAACAGUGGUUUAUGGGAAGACAGAAGACCAACUUAUUAUGACGGAACAAGCAAGAAGAUACCUGAGUAGUUACACGGCUACCAGCAGCACGUCCAGAGCUCUAAUACUGUAACUGUUACGAGGAUGGAUGAAAUACCCUACUUCCGUACUAUUUCUACGCUAAAUUAGGUUGCAAUGAAUUUUUUGUCAAUUGUUCUUACAGUUUUAAUACAGUCCUAAAUGGUUUGAUUUUUUUUUAACUUGAUAGGCAAGAAGCUAAGCCACUGAAGUAAGGGGUAGACAAUUUAAUAAGUUAUUUUAAAAAUAAAUAUAUUUUUAAUAUUUUUAAAGAAUAAGACAGGGAAAAUAAUAUUAGAAUGUUCAUAGAUUUUCUAAAAGUAAAAUUUCACAUAUUUUCUUCAUGAGUUACAUGUCAUUAUUCUCUUGAUGCUACCUUCUGUUGUAAUAUGUAAUGAUUUCUGAAACUAGUCUUUGUAUGGGAAGCACAUGUGAUUUUACAAAGUACUUUUGCCCGUGAACUGAUUUACUUCGGCUGGCGUGUGCAAAGAAACACAGUGAAAAUGAAUUUAAAGUAAGGAUAGGAAGUUGCACUACUUAUUUUUGGUAUUUUUCAAAAGCAGUAAAAUGAACUACAGUGUUAAAUAUAUUUAUUUGAGCAUGGUACUGAAAACAGAAAGAAUCGAAAAGGGUUUUUCCCUUACUAGUACAGAGUCAGUAUUUUCUUCAUAAAUCUCAGAAAGCUGAGAGUUUUAUUGAAUGUAUUGUACAGUAUGUAGGAGCAGGGAAACUCUGUAAAUUGGAAAGAAGUCUGUUUUUAUAAUUUAUUUUCAUUUUUAAAGCUUAAAUGUAGGUAUUUAUAUAUACAAAUAUAUAUACAUAUAUGUAUAUAGGGCGUUUAGAAGCCAGUCUUGUUUCCUGUUGUUACAGCUAACGUGGUAAAGAAAGAUUUUAAUUUUUUAAGUAUGAAACAGUAGUAAGUUAUAGCUGCAAAGAGUACAAUAUCUAUACUGUAGGUCACAUCUGCCUAAAUAUUGCACUAUGCCCUUUAAAUCAUGUUGGUUAUAAAGUAGUUCUAAAAAUGUACUAAAUAAUAAUUUAAUAUUUUCUUUUUAAAUUAUAUUGGGAAGGGUCAUAUAAAUUAAUCCAGUGAUUUGUGUAUGUGUUUGAAAAAUUUUGCAAUUAUUUUGUUUAAAAAAAUAAUAUGGUUUCUUGGUCCCUAAAAACAGCCUGCACUUAGAAAUUUAUUAUAUUUACUCAAUGUUCCAGGAGUAGAGAACAUUAUUUUUUAUUUAUAAAGAUAUUUUGUCCUUUUAUAAAUGUUCCAUGUUUCUCUACAGGUUGCAACCAUUGCUUCAGUUGCCCGUUUUAGGUGUUUGCACCUAUUUCUUCUUGAAAGAAUGUCUCUUCUUUGCUUUUGUGGUAGAUAUGAAAUUCUUUGAGACGUAUAAUGGUGUGCUGUCAAUUUAGACACUGACAGGUAGAUAAAAUUGUACACUGUAGUUGUUAUUAUUUAUAAUUGACACACUCUCUCCCUCUCCACUCCUGAAGUGUGCUGCUAUAGAAAAUAGCAGAUUCGGCUUGCUGCUAUGAGAGGAGGGAAGAGCGACCAGCACUUGCUCUGUGUGUAAAGAUAAAAGGCAGAUAAUAGCAAGUUCUCAAGUUAACCUAAUGGAAUCAGCCAUUCCCAAGCACAUUCUGGCAUAUGCUAAAACAAAAUAAAAACAGCUUCAGAUGAUUGGUUCUGUUUUUAUGUUACUAGAAACUGAAAUACCAAGGAUGCUAAUGCCUAGCUCUUGAGCAGUAGAUCUACAAAGACUUUAAGCUAUUUAAAUCCACCUGCUAAUUUUUGCAUAUUUUAUGUAGUGAGAAGGGAGGAUGUGUUGUACUAAGAUUAUGCCUUAUUGAUAACAAAUUGGUAAACCAAUUUGAAUCUGCUGAGCAGCGUUUGUUAACUCUGUUGAUUGAUUGCUUCCUAAUUAAUGAACUCCUCACAGAAAUUUCACUUUAUGAAACCAGUGAUUGUAGCAAAAUCUUCCUGGAUCAUUUCAGUUACCUUGAGCUGAUAGUCUAUAAUGGUUCUUUUGUUGGAUUUCUUUUUCUUAAUGAAGCCCUUAGUUGGUUAGGACAUAUGCAGUCCCUCAACACCAAGGUAGAAUAUUUUGGAAGUGCUAUAUAUUUUUUGAAAGUUUAGUGUUUCUUGAGCAUUAACUUAUCCCAAAUGUAAUAUAUUGCAGAUGAACCUGGGCUUAUUGAACAUGGAACAUAUUAGUAUUGGUAUUGGUUGAACUGUCCAGUAGUCUGAAACAUGUCGGACAUCUUAAGUCAUCUUUUAUACUGUUGUAUUACUUGCAUUCCUUCCCGUAUGUUGUAAAGGUGCCAGACAUUUGCAUAGCAGCCGUACUUGCAUAGACACUGACUACACAUGCGGCACACCCCAGUUUGUUGCUUUCAUAUUCAUGUAGCAAUUCCUCUGACUAUGUUGAGGAUUUGGUAUAUUGGGGAAAUUAUUUUAAGAGAAUCUUGCAUACCAUGCUGAUGUAUGUUAACAUCCAAAAUAAAGCAUCCGUGUACAAGCUG
Echinops telfairi (small Madagascar hedgehog) is the source of this 4745-nucleotide messenger RNA. RefSeq names its product MYB proto-oncogene like 1 (gene MYBL1). NCBI's taxonomy places the organism in Eukaryota, Metazoa, Chordata, Mammalia, Afrosoricida, Tenrecidae. The transcript is spliced from 16 exons. Gene Ontology annotation, cellular component: nucleus. The coding region runs from base 1 to 2280 and encodes 759 amino acids. The record is from RefSeq and is a predicted model, not a curated record. Gene Ontology annotation, biological process: regulation of DNA-templated transcription. Gene Ontology annotation, molecular function: DNA-binding transcription factor activity, RNA polymerase II-specific; RNA polymerase II cis-regulatory region sequence-specific DNA binding.